Messenger RNA from Gossypium raimondii (Peruvian cotton), 1234 nucleotides. RefSeq lists its product as hypothetical. Bases 213 to 881 code for a protein of 222 amino acids. The transcript is spliced from 4 exons. The record is from RefSeq and is a predicted model, not a curated record. Lineage: Eukaryota; Viridiplantae; Streptophyta; Magnoliopsida; Malvales; Malvaceae.
UUUUCACUGCACAUUCCUUAUUAUAUCACUUUUUCUUCUCUCUUUUUUUCCCCAGCUUCCACAUUCUGUAGGCUUCUCCUCUCUCAGUCUCUCAUUUUUCUUCUUUUUCUUUUUCCUCAAAUUUUCUUUUCAAUUUGUAUUCAUUUGAGUAUUGAUCAGAGAAAAUAAGAAAAAAGAACAAGGAGAUUAAAUAUCCAAUUCAAAGCAAAGAAAUGGUGGGGUGUGGGUUGUACAUUAAGAAGAAAACAGAUUGGAUUAGUACCCUUCUUGAAAGUGAGUUCUUUAGUCCUUGCUCUGAUCAUCAAGACCUCAGGAAAAAUGAAAAAAACGUGUUCUGCAUCGACUGUUGUCUCGAGUUUUGUCGGCAUUGUAAGGCUCAUAGCCAGCACCGGUGGCUUCAGGUCUGCAAAUAUGUAUAUCAAGAUGUCGUUCGACUUCAAGAAAUGCAGAAGCAUCUGGACUGUUCCAAAAUUCAGACAUACAAAAUCAAUGGUGAAAAAGCUGUACAUUUGAAUCCAAGGCCUCAAGCUAAAGAUGCCAAACCAUCAACGAAAUCGAAAACAGGUGCUGCAUGUGAAGCUUGUAGAAGAUAUCUUCAAGACCCACCUAAUCGUUUUUGUUCCAUUGCAUGCAAGGUAUCAGCUGUUGAUGUGAAGCCUAAAGACCAAAGCCAUAAAAUGGAAUUAUCAAUACAAGAAUAUCAUGAACUUUCAUGGAAAGAGAAUCAAAAUCUGGAAACAAGUUCAGAAGAUAAGCAAUCCUCACUCUCCUCAACAGAUCUUUCAGAAGAGGAGACUAAAACAUGGUUGGUCAAAAGUUUAAAGCCUCGGAAACGAUUGCACAAAAGGAAAGGCACUCCUCUGAGAGCUCCCCUUACUUAAAUACUCAAACAAAGGUACUUGAGAAUACAAUAAAAGGAAUCCAUAGCUAUACCAGUUGAUAAAAGUGAUGCCACAUUUCAAUGGUAUUUGAAAUGAAAGUCACUCUUUGAAGAUGAGUCCUCAUUGUGGAAUUUAGUUGGUGUUAGUUGAGAGAGGGCGGUCCCUAUCAUUGUCAUGAUCAGAGAAAGUUAAUAUUUUUUCUUGAGAUUGUACAGGACAUAUAAGGGAAAAAAGAAGAUGGUAUAUUUGAUGGGGAAGUCAGCUGUGUUUUAAAAUGGAUUUUGAGCUUUUGUAUCUACCCCCCCCCCCUUUUGACAGAUUUGAUUGGAUCUAUUAUGAUUUUGUUUUUCUUU